Messenger RNA from Crotalus tigris (Tiger rattlesnake), 3781 nucleotides. It is a transcript of the gene CCDC90B, whose product is annotated as coiled-coil domain containing 90B. The record is from RefSeq and is a predicted model, not a curated record. Gene Ontology annotation, cellular component: mitochondrion. The transcript has 9 exons. Lineage: Eukaryota; Metazoa; Chordata; Lepidosauria; Squamata; Viperidae. Bases 76 to 813 code for a protein of 245 amino acids.
GUCGCUCUUUUUUUAGACUUGCUUUGGUGUCUUUUGGUGUAGAUUCUGUCUUUCCAGCCAGAGGCCGGUGGGAAGAUGCUGCAAAUUAGUUCCAGGGGCCUGAGGUUGUUGUUGCGGGACAUCCACGGCUUUUCUACACGAUUCAGAGGUUUUGCUGCUUCGGCCUCAGCGCACUCGUACGAUAUGAGAAGAGUCGAAAUAACUCCGCUGGAGCAACGGAAACUCACCUUCGAUACCCAUCGUCUUGUGCGAGAUCUAGAAGCCCAUGGGUUUGCAAAAGAACAGGCUGAAACGGUUGUCUCGGCAUUAAUGAGUUUGUCAUCGGUCAGCCUGGACACUGUCUACAAGGAUAUGGUAACACAAGCCCAACAGGAAAUAACUUUGCAGCAGAUAAUGUUUCAUCUGGAUUCCAUUCGCAAGGAUAUGGUCAUUCUUGAGAAGAGCGAGUUUGCCAAUUUGAGAGCAGAAAACGAGAAAAUGAAAAUUGAAUUGGAUCAAGUUAAACAGCAACUAAUGAAUGAAAUUAAUCAAAUCAAAGCAGAAAACAAGCUCGACAUCAAUUUGGAGAGAAGCAGAGUGACCGAUAUGUUCACAGAUCAGGAAAGAAAGCUGAUGGAAGCCUCAACAGAAUUUCAUAAAAAGGAUUCAAGCACCAACAGUUCCCUUACAGAAGUCAACAAUAAGAUUGAUGCUGAAAUUGCAGCUCUCAAAACACUCAUGGAGUCGAAUAAGCUGGAAACCAUCCGUUACUUAGCAGCCUCUGUUUUCACUUGCCUUGCUAUUGCUUUGGGAUUUUAUCGGUUUUGGAAAUAAGAAGCCCUCCAAUGGGAGGAAGAGAAAAAGGACAGAGCAAAAACACUCCUAAUUGGACACCUACAACAUAUCUGAGAUAACCUCUUCUGGCUGAUCCUUUCAGCCUUCCUUCAUCAGCCAGUGAUCUUUUUCAUCCUCCAUUGCUCUGGACAAAACCGCUCAAAACAGUUUGCGCCCAAUUGAAGAGUGAUCUACUGGAGCCCAAGAGAUCUGUGGCGCUUGAAGAUCUAGACAAGGGAGGUAAAGCUGCAAUCAGCUGUCGUGUCAUGUACUGCAGCUGGUUUUUCUCUUCUCCAGCCUGAUCUUCUUGGCCUUCGUCCUUCGGGUUGAAUUUCCUUGCUCUCCACUGCAGCUGAGUUGGGACUGUAGCUUUGAGAAUUCAGAUUGGCUGAGAAUUUACACAGCUGCACCCCUAACAUAUCUGGAACGUCCCAACAGCAGAACCACUGUUUUCUCUGCACAAAUGUGUCUCCGAGUUUAGAGCUUCUGGUGGAGAAAUUUCUUCUCAUCAGGUGUUCUGUUGCCCUCAUACAUAACAGCACUAGAGAUCACGUCCCACCUGGGACGAGAUAACCAACCAGCAGAGAAUGUUUAAACACUAGUUUAUCCUUAAUGUCUAAGACGACUGAAUGUAUUGCAAUUUUCUUUUCCCCCACGGAACACACAAUGCUACUUAUAUUCCAUUCUAGACUGGAAAUCUAGGCCCUUUCUAUGUUGGUAUUCUCAGCAUUGCAUAGUAGCAAUUCUGCCCCGGCAUUCUUCAACCAAACGUAUGGACUUCAACUCCCAGAAUUCUCUUAAUCGCCUUGACUUUUGCUGGGAAUUCCAGGAACUGAGAGGCAUGGAGGCUGGAGGAUCUAUAAGCCGCCCGGGAUCCCUUCUAGGGGAUAUAGGUGACAUAAAAAAAUAAAUAAAUAUAUAAUAGUUUCAGAAAAGGCUGAAAGAUCUAGGACAGUGUUUCUCAACCUUAGAGCAAUUUUAACAAGGCUGGCUAGGGGAAUUCUGGGCGUUGAAGUCCACUCAUCUUAAAGGUUGAGAAACACUGAUCUAGGAUAGCCUACAAUUGUUGACUGAAACUAACGCUGGGACCUUUUGAGAGUCAAGAGGUGCUUUAUUGCUAAAUCUUGGCCUUUUUCAGUUAAGCAAAAAAAAAAAAGCCAAGGUGCCUUUUAAAAUUUAGCUUAGCCCCGUUUGUAAGGCAGAAGGAAAGCCAGAGCAAUUUCAAAAUGCCGCAGUCUUUGAAUUCUCUUUUGUGGUAAUCCGGUAGAAGUUUUAACUAUUGGGUGCAUUUGUUAAUCUGUGAUGCUCUUGCUAGAUUACUCUUCUUCUCUUAUCAAGAGUUGUUUAGAUUCACCUUAACCCUGGGGUAGACAACCUUGGCUCUUUUAUGACGCGUGGACUUCUCCCAGAAUUCCUGAGCCAGCAUGGCUCAGCUUGGAAACUCUCCCUUUCCCCUCAGCAUGGCUGGCUCAGGAAUUCUGGGAGUUGAAGUCCACAAGUCAUAAAAGAGCCAAGGUUGCCUACCCCUGCUUUAACCAAUUGGCUGUUUUGGGGAAGUCAAAACACUUACCAGCAUAACACAACUCGCUUAAAAACUGAUGUGACACUCGGGCUUGUUAGCCCUAACUUAUUGAAUGAGUCUUGAUUAGCUGGAUUUACCCAAGACACGAAAUCAUAAAUCUGGGGUUUAUAGACUGCAGUUGCUGGUUGUCUGAUAUUCAGAACUUUUGCUGGUUCCACAACAGUGCUAAAUGUCCCUGGUAGCCAUCGACACACUCCAAAAAUGACAAGCCAGGCCUGGAAGACGAGCAUGUAGGUGGUUAACAACCCCAUCCCCACCCCGCCAAAUGCAGAAAAGCUCCAAAGUUAUGGCUCCAUUGUAGGGGGAAGGGGGGUGUCAAAAGAAAAAUCUAAUAUUUAUAUUUUUGACGCCUCUGCUUUCUCCCAACAGUACAUAAGCCACAUAGUGGUUGGCUUUGUGUGAUAGAAUUGGAUUAGUUAAACCAAUGAGUGUUUACCUAAAAUGGUGUGUCCACAUACAACAGUGGCCCCCAACCUUUUGGGCACCAGGGACCGGUUCCGUGGAGAGAUUUUUCCGUGGACCAGAAGGGGGUGUGGUUUUGCACGCUGCCUGCAUCCCCACAUGCACAGAUGGGUCUUGUGCAGGCCAGUUUUUGGGGCGCCAUUAACAAGUACCUGUGCCGCAGCCUCGGAUUUGGGGACCCCUGAUGUACAACUAUUGACAAGGGCUGAUUUUCAAUUCCAUGCAGAGGGCAACUUACCCAUCACCAGGCUAGUUCAAAAGGGUGAGUUGAAUCUGGAGCCUUAAUAAGGAUAUCACGUUUUCUACAUCUUGUCUCUGAUCUAACCUGCUCUAGAUUUUUUUUUUUUUUAGCCUUUCCCAAUUCAUCCAGAAUAUCGAGAUAUCACGUUGAAAAGACAGUUUCAGAAGCUCUGAUGUGAGCGAGAGAAAGGAAGGAUUUACUAUUAUUAUUAUUACUGAAGAUAUCCUUUAAAAUACCACAUUAAUUCCCAGGAAACUUUAAACCUUCCUUUCCAGAGCUAUAUUUUCUGCUUUUUAUCUUGCGUUAUCCACAAAAUACAGGGUGCUUAAAGCUGCCAGAUGUUUUCCUUUGCGAAGGGAAGAUUUAAGUAUGCAUCGCCAGCUGCUUUAUUCCCCUCAAAUACGUGCAUCAGACAGAUUGUUAUUGUUUGUUUGUUUUUUUAAUGCAGUAUUGUGUUUUGUAGUUCUAUAAAAUAGUCUGGCCUCCUAUUGUGCUUUCCAGAUGUUGGAGAAAUAAUUGUAUUUUUACUCUCACACGUUGAAGGGAGGUGGGUUGGGACAGUGGCCCCAAAGCACAAGGAAAGUGAAUUUCUUCAGAAAUCAUUCUUGUUGCUGAAUUUUACAAACCAAAGUUCUUGGAAGUGAAUGUCUCUGUUUUAAUAUUAAACAUUUGCUGACCACAUG